Messenger RNA from Chilo suppressalis (striped riceborer), 3072 nucleotides. Lineage: Eukaryota; Metazoa; Arthropoda; Insecta; Lepidoptera; Crambidae. The record is from the annotation of a GenBank genome assembly.
GGCUGCGUUCGCGCCUUCUGUACAAAAUAUUGUUCUAAGAAACAGUAUGUCGGUUGAGUUGAGGGGCGGCGUCGCGGGUGCCCGCAGUCAUGCUGUGUGCCUCAGCGGAGUCACUGGACACACGCCGCGACAUUACACCUUACGGGAAAAAAUCGUGCCGUGACUAUCCAGGGAAAUAUAUGUCAACGAGUAAGAUACGCGAAAGCAAAACGUUAUAACGACGCGCCAGACACUGUGAUACAAUCAAUACUAUUGAUCUAGUUAGCUAAUAAUACUGAAAUUUAUUUUAGAUAUAUACAAAAUUAUAUGUACGUUGAGUGAAGUGUUUUGAUAUUUUUUGUGUGCUCAUACAUUUAGUGAUAUACUGCCCCUGUACUGUAAGACUGGAUUUCUGUUAGACAACAAAGUGUCAUCGUACGAAGAGAGUAAUGGUGAGCGACUGCGAGAGUAUUUGACAAGUGAGAGAGGCGUCAUCGUGAGUUCGCCGGCGGUCGCGCCGACGAGGGUAGCAACAGCGGUGUCAGCGGGCAGUCCCCGCCGCGUGGAUGGUGGCGGGCGAAUGGGGCUAUGCGCCGGCGCCGGCCGCCCCCGCCAUGAACGCCUUCCUAGAAACCAACGCGCACCUUGCCUCCUACGGCCUGAAGAUGUCACCGGACCCCGCCGGCCCGUGCGGCGUCAGCCCGCAACAUCGUGCCGCCGCGCCGCACCCGCCCCCGCACCACCCGUCGCACUACCAACCAUACCCCCUACAUUCCUACCAACCCGGCUACUUGAGAGAGUAUGGCGGCUGCGGCGAACUAUUCCCUCAACAACCGCUCGAACAGACCUGGGAUUGGCGGGGAGACGUCCACUAUCAAGGCGGCGCACCACCUCUAGUACCGCACGCGCAUGCGCACGCCCCUCACGCCUUCUUGCGCUAUGUGCGCGCUCCACCGCGGCGCGACAUGCGCUGCCAGUGGCUCGACCCCGAACAACCGCCGCCGCGGAAGCUGUGCAACAAACUUUUCUCGAGUAUGCACGAAAUCGUCACGCAUUUGACAGUGGAACACGUCGGAGGGCCAGAAUGCACGACGCACGCCUGCUUCUGGCAAGGCUGCUCAAGGAACGGCAGGCCUUUCAAGGCGAAAUACAAAUUGGUGAACCACAUACGUGUUCACACAGGGGAGAAACCUUUUCCGUGCCCCUUCCCUGGCUGCGGCAAAGUGUUCGCAAGAUCAGAGAACCUCAAAAUCCACAAGCGAACACACACAGGUGAGAAGCCAUUCAAAUGCGAGUACGCUGGCUGCGAUCGGCGCUUUGCCAACUCCUCAGAUAGGAAGAAGCAUUCACAUGUUCACACCUCGGACAAACCGUACAACUGCCGCGUCCACGGCUGCGACAAGUCGUACACGCACCCAUCAUCGCUGCGCAAGCAUAUGAAGGUGCACGGCGCUGCUGGCGACGCGUCACCGCGGUACGACAGCGACGGCGAUGACUCCUCGUCAGCAGGCAGCGUCAGCGUCACUGCCGGAGCCGCCAGUCCGAUAGCACCGCUCCAACCCCCUCCCGCACCCGCGCCUGCCCCACCCCCGCACCACCACCACCAUCCCUCCAUAACCGACAAACUAGAAAGCCUCAACGACAAAUACCUCAACCCGCACGAACAAAAGCCUUAUGAGCGACUGCCGGUACCGCCGCAUCAACACCAGCCUCACCUUACCAACAUUGGAGGCAACGGCGGCAUGGACAACAAACUCGGCUUCGGCGGCCAUUGGACCCAGUUCCAACAGCCCGCGCCGACGGUCCCGCACGGAGUACCCGACUGGUGGUGUCCCUCCCAAGAGUCCUACCACCAUCACCACUUGAUGCAUCACUCCGGCGCCGCCGCCGCGUACUGACCGCACCGCGCUUAGGGAACUCUUCAUUCGACGAUAAGCAACGCUGUCACUUUGCUCACGCCGUAACAGUUCCAAGCAUUAGAAUAUAGGUUUAGCCGUGGAAUGAAAAGUUCGCUAAAGCGCGUCCGUUCAGUGCUUUCUAAAGUACAUUACGCUUAUUUAUAUUAUACUUACUUAUUAGUCAGUACGUGAUCUGACCAUCCUAUAUAGACAACAGCCGUCCUAAAGUUUUAAUUAAUGGAUCCUACUGAAUGUCACUAGAGAAUUAUUUGAGAGAAUACAAUAUAGAAUUUACAAUAAGGGGUACGUGUCGAAUCAGCCUGUUGUUUACGACAUGCGUUAGACAAUGAAUUGACCACUAGUUGAGCGUCCGUGUCAUAUAUUCUGGUAAACAAACAAGGUUUUGUUGGAAUACGUCCUUUAAUUUGGUGAAUGUCUAUGGGUAUUGUCCGUUAGGAUCCUUGGAACCUUUGUGAUGUCUCGGGACACUAACAAUGUACAGAGAGUAGAUUUUUGUCAACAGCAUUGCUGACAGUGAUUUAUUACAGCCUUUGUUUAGUGUAAGCACUGAUGUACAAACAAUCGUAUUGUUGUAUAAUAGAUUUCUAUUCUAAUAAUAAAUAGAUCUUACGAUGUGAAAUUUAUGAGAUGCGUGAAAAUUAACGAGAUAUUGCAAACAGCUAAUAGGUUAGUUUGGAAGGUAACUAAUUUCCUCUACUAGUAACUUAUUGAAGUUCGAAAUGAAGCCUUAUAUCUUAUACAUAUAUAUCAGCAUGGCCAAAGCACCGAAGUCUAAUAAACUACAAUUUAUAGGUUGUACAAGUGUAAUAUAAUAAAUAAACUUAAGAUACUUUACAAUAAGGUCGUGUAUAAAAUAAAUUAUAAAUGCCCAGUGAUAAUAGGAAUAAGUGAUUGAUUUUAUUGUAAAUUACUUGUGUAGUUGCUACAAACUAUUGUGCUAUCUAAUCCUGGAGUUUUAUGAUUAUAAUGUAUAUGUUCAUAGUAGUAUACUAUUUUUUCACGAAUGGACAUUUUAUGAGAGAAGAAAAAAUGAACCUGCGUCUAUGAUAACUAUUAAUAUUGUAAAUAAAUGACUGAAAAGCACGCUGUAUUUUAAGUUAUUUUAAGAACAAAACGUUGUCUUUUCUACAGGCCUGUAAAUAGCGAGAAAUAAAGAAAAAAAACAUGUUUCAAU